AUGUGGGUGUCACCCAUGGGUGCUGGCUCAGGAUUAACCCUUCACCUCCCACAGUGGAUGGUCAAGUCCAAGGUCAUCAGCGAGCUGCAGGAGGCCUGUUGGGAGCUGGUGACGGCCAUGGCCAACGACAUCAUCCUGCUGCUGGACUCGGACAACGACGGCGUCCGCACCCACGCCAUCAAGUUCGUGGAGGGGCUCAUUGUCACCCUGUCCCCCCGCGUCCCCGACUCCGACGUCCCCAAGCGCCACGAGGGCGACAUCAGCCUGGAGCGCAUCCCCAAGGACCACCCCUACAUCAAAUACAACGUGCUGUGGGAGGAGGGGAAGGCGGCGCUGGAGCAGCUGCUCAAGUUCAUGGUCCACCCGGCCAUCUCCAGCAUCAACCUGACGGCGGCGCUGGGCUCGUUGGCCUCCAUCGCCCGCCAGCGCCCCAUGUUCAUGGCCGAGGUCAUCCAGGCCUACGAGACACUGCACGCCAACCUCCCGCCCACCUUGGCCAAGUCGCAGGUGAGCAGCGUGCGGAAGAACCUGAAGCUGCACCUGCUGAGCGUGCUGCGCCACCCGGCCUCGGGCGACUUCCAGGCGCAGAUCACCACGCUGCUGGUAGACCUGGGCACCCAGCAGAGCGAGAUCGCCCGCAGCCUCCCCAGCCCGCGCGACGCCCGCAAGCGCCCGCGCGACGAGCCCGACGCCGCGCUCAAGAAGAUGAAGAUCGAGCCCCCCCUGGGCGAGGACGACGAGGACAAGGACCUGGAGGUGACAGCGGUGACGGUCCCCAAGGGGGGCGGCCAGGCCAGCGCCCCCUCGGACACCGACAUCACGGCCGAGUUCCUGCAGCCGCUGCUGACGCCCGAGAACGUCGCCAACCUGGUGCUGAUCAGCAUGGUGUACCUCCCCGAGGCCAUGCCCGCCUCCUUCCAGGCCACCUACACGCCGGUGGAGUCGGCCGGCACGGCCGCGCAGAUCAAGCACCUGGCUCGUCUCAUGGCCACCCAGAUGACGGCGGCCGGGCUGGGACCGGGCGUGGAGCAGACGAAGCAGCUGAAGGAGGAGGCCCGCGAGGAGAAGGCCGCCAAGCCUGAGAGCGUCCUGAUCCGGCGGCGCCUGUCGGCCUUGGCCCAGGGUCAGGCCAUUUCGGUGCUGGGGGCCCAGGCUUCGGCCUCCCCACACCCCGAGGAGGAGGCCCCCCAGGCCAAACGCCGCCCCGAGCCCAUCAUGCCGGCCACACAGCCCCGGCUGGCGGGGGCGGGGGGCCGGAAGAAGGUUUUCCGCCUGAGCGACGCGCUGAAGCCGCUGAGCGACGUGCAGAUCGAGAAGCUCAAACUGGGCGCCGUCAAGCGCAUCCUCCGCGCCGAGCGCGCCGUGGCCGCCAGCGGCGCCGCGCAGGCCCGCGUGAAGAUCCUGGCGUCGCUGGUGACGCAGUUCGACGUCCCCGCCAAGGCCGAGGUGCUGGCGUUCGUGCUGGAGGACGCGCGGUCGCGCCUGGACCUGGCGCUGGCCUGGCUGUUCCAGGAGUACAACCGGCACCUGGCGCGCGGCGCCGCCGGAGACCUGCACCGCUACGACCAGUGUCUCGUGGGGCUGCUGGGGGGGCUGCACGACAAGCCCGACCAGAAGGACGGGAUCUUCACCAAGGUGGUGCUGGAGGCGCCGCUGAUCACCGAGAGCGCGCUGGAGGUGAUCCGCAAGUACUGCGAGGACGAGAGCCGAACCUACCUGGGCAUGUCCACUCUUUGCGACCUGAUCUUCAAGCGCCCAUCACGGCAAUUCCAAUACCUGCACGUCCUGCUGGACCUCAGCUCCCACGAGAAGGAGAAGGUCCGCCAUCAAGCCCUGCAGUUCAUCAAGCGCAUGUACGAGCGGGACCAGCUACGUGAAUACGUUGAGAAGUUCGCCUUCAACUAUUUACAGCUCCUGGUUCAUCCCAACCCGCCUUCGGUGCUUUUCGGGGCGGACAAGGACACGGAGGUGGCGGCGCCGUGGACCGAGGAGACCAUCAAGCAAUGUCUUUACCUGUACCUGGCGCUCCUGCCGCUCAACCACAAGCUGAUCCACGAGCUGGCGUCCGUGUACACCGAAGCCAUCGCCGACAUCAAACGCACCGUCCUGCGCGUCAUCGAGCACCCGAUCCGCGGCAUGGGGAUGAACUCGCCCGAGCUGCUGCUGCUGGUGGAGAAUUGUCCCAAAGGAGCCGAGACGCUGGUGACGCGGUGUCUGCACACCCUGACGGACAAAGUGCCGCCCUCGCCUGAGCUGGUGAAGAGGGUCCGGGACCUUUAUCACAAGCGGCUUCCAGACGUGAGGUUCCUGAUCCCCGUCCUCAACGGGCUGGAGAAGAAAGAGGUGAUUCAGGCGCUGCCCAAGCUCAUCAAGCUCAACCCCAUCGUGGUCAAGGAGGUUUUCAACCGGCUGCUGGGGACACAGCACGGUGACGGCUCCUCGGCCGUGUCCCCGCUGAGCCCGGGCGAGCUGCUGGUCGCCCUGCACAACAUCGACUCCUCCAAGUGCGACAUGAAAUCCAUCAUCAAAGCCACCAACUUGUGCUUCGCCGAGCGCAACGUGUACACGUCGGAGGUGCUGGCCGUGGUGCUGCAGCAGCUCAUGGAGCUCAGCCCGCUGCCCGUGCUGCUCAUGCGCACCGUCAUCCAGGCGCUGGCCAUGUACCCGCGCCUCGGCGGCUUCGUCACCAACAUCCUGCAGCGCCUCAUCAUGAAACAGGUCUGGAAGUACCCCAAGGUAUGGGAAGGCUUCAUCAAGUGCUGCCAGCGCACCAAACCGCAGUCGUUCCCGGUGGUCCUGCAGUUGCCCCCCCCCCAACUCGCCGCCGUGUUCGACAAGUGCCCGGAGCUACGCGAGCCGCUUCUCAACCACGUCCGCGCCCUCACCCCCCACCAGCAAGCGCACAUCCCGCUGUCCACCAUGGCCAUCCUGGAGGCCACCGCGCGCCACGAGCCCGGCGCCCGCGAGGGCCCCCCCGCAGAGGAGAAGCCCCCGAAGCGGCCGAGCGAGGAGGAGGCCAAGGGGAAGGGGGGGACACCCCCAGUUCCGGGGGGCGGUCCCAGCGCCGCCCCCCCCACUUCCGAGGCGCCCCCCGACCUCGAGCCCCCCCCCCAUCUUCAUCAGCGUCCCCGAGGAUGAGGAGAGUUCGGGGGGGGCCGGGUCCCCCCCAGACGCCACCCUGGACCCCCCCACUGCCCCCCCAAAGGACCCCCCCACCAGCACCGAGCCCCCCGCAGCGGGGCCCCCCCCGGCCGACGCAGCCCCCAGCAGCCCCCCCUCCUCAGAGCCGCCCCCCCCCGGCACCCAAAGCCCCGAGGUGCCCCCGGUGGGGGUCCCCGAUGCC
Molecule: messenger RNA, 3343 nt
Organism: Columba livia (rock pigeon)
Lineage: Eukaryota; Metazoa; Chordata; Aves; Columbiformes; Columbidae
Gene: SYMPK
Product: symplekin scaffold protein
Cellular component (GO): mRNA cleavage and polyadenylation specificity factor complex
Source: RefSeq, a predicted model, not a curated record